CACCCAAUGCCAUUUUUUUACCUUUUUUUUUUUUUUUACAUUUUUAUCUAUUCUUUGGUUUUAUAAACUUUUUUACAUUUUUAAUUUUUCAAUUUUAGUUUUCCAAAAGUUUAAUAAUUACAAUUUUACCUUGUAGCAUGCAUAUGUCAUGUUUUAUGUAUUUGUACACGCCACCUCUCCAUAACUACCAUUUUUUUUUUUGAAUUUUUUUUUAUUCUCUGCUUCUCUUUCCUAUCUUCUUCAACCUCUCUAUCCCACGAUCACCCACUCCUAGCCCUAACCCACACUUUCCUCAACCUCCAUUCUAUGCCAUUAUCCCCAUUUUUCUUAAUUGUAUCUGUAAGUUCUUUCUCCUCCAUUGUGUUCUUUUCUUAUAUAAAUGGCCACCACUAGAAGUGGUUCGAAGUCCCCAUCUUCAUCUAAGAAAAAUACUAAAAAUUCUAAGAAACCUGCAACAACUAUUUCAUCUAAAAUCGAUCCUAAGAUGGGGUUGAAUCGUAUUGCUAAGAAAGUAAUGGGUGAUGUUCCAGAGCCAUCUGGUACUAAGAAAAGACCCAUUCCAGAUAAGGUCGAGACUCGUAAGGCUAAGAGAGCAAAAUCUUCGAAGUCUGCAAAGGAUGUUAUAUCAGAUUCUGAUUUUGAGGAUGAAGUGCAUGAUGGGGGAGAAAAGCCUAAAGUUAAAUCCAAGGUCCAUGUUAAGAGCUCAGAGAAGUUUGAAGACUUUGACUUACCCAAAAAAAAAUCCUCCUAAGGAAUGGGAUUACAUAUAUGAUCAGAAGAAUCUGUUUAUUGUGAAAGCCGUUUCCACUGCUACAUUCCAGGUUAUACAAAAUAUUAAGUCUUGCCUUUCCCCUGAACAGCUUGAAAUGUUUUCCAAAACCUGUUUUGGACAUUUCCUUAAGCUUCCUGAGUUUAAAGUUCAACCGCAAGUUUUUCAUGGGUUGCUGUUGCGGGAGGUUCAGCAACCUAAUGAUGCUAAAUUGUGGGUUAUGAUACGUGGUGUUAGGAUUAGGUUUAGCAUUGAGGAGUUUGUAUUGAUAGCUGGUUUAGAUUGUGAAGGUGAUUGUAGUGUGUUAGACUUUAAGCAAGACGUUAAUAGUCUUUGUGAGAAAUAUUGGCCAACUUCAUCCUCUAUUACUAAAGAAUCUGUUAGGGAAUGUUUUACCACCAAGCAGUGGGGUGAUUCUGAUGAGGAUGCUGUUAAGUUGCCAGUUUUGUAUUUUAUAGAAUGGUUUUUGCUUAGUGGUACUAAGAUUAAAAAUGUACCUAGGUCUAUUUUAGAUGUUGUAGACAAUGGAGGUACGAUGAAUUUGCUUGGGGAUGGAGUUCUUUUGAAUUGACUAUUUCGUCCUUGAAGGGUAAGCUUGACAGUUGGGUUGAAAGUGUUAGAAAGGCAAGGAGUUCAGGGAAGAGGCCGAGUAUUUUUUACACUUUGAUUGGUUGUCCUCAUGUUUUUCAAAUUUGGUUUUAUGAGUGUUGUAAGUACAUGAAAGGUAAGUAUUGCCAAAAAGAAAAUUCUCGUAUUCCAAGGAUUACUCAGUGGACAUGUAACAGUCAGCCGACUUUCAAAGUUGUGAAGACUACUAUUUUUGAUGUUUCCAAAGACAAGGUAUAUCUGUUUGUUGUUUUUUGGUUUUUUAAGUCGUUGUUUUUAUGUUAUUUUUUAUUAUUAAUAAACUUUAUUAUUGACAUUUUCAUUUUCUUAUUUUUUGAUCAGCUGCAACUAUCAAAUAUGAGACCCACUGCUGCUGAGUUCAAAGCUUUCAAAUUGAGCAGUUUCAAGUUUGACACUAACUACAAUUCUUACAAGAGUAUUCCUAUUCCGAAAGAGCCUUCUGCGGUUGAGAGUGACAUUUCUGUCAAGCUUGAUGCUUUUUCUGAGAAAUUUGAUGGUUUGGAGGUGAAGAUUGAUUUGCUGCAUACUUCCCAACAAAAGAUUUCUUCUGAUUUGGUUGAGUUGAAAGAGUUUGUGUCUGCACAUUUUGUUUCUUUUGCUGCUCAGAUGGCUUCAAUGCAGACACAUUUUUCUACUAUUUUUGCCGAUUCUUAUGCUAAGGUAUGUUAGUUUUUCAAUGGUUGUAUUUUAGUUUUUUUUUUAUGUUGUUUUAUACUGAUUUAAAUUAUAUUUUUAAAACAGGACAAAGGGGGUGACUCUUCCAAUGAUGAUGGUGUUGGAAAUUAUUUUACCAGGAUCUUAGAUCUACUCACAAGUAUGUUGAUUAACACCCUAAAUAUAAACUUCUAAAACGAUUAUGAAAUAAACACAUAUAAAGUAUUAGAAACCUUACAUUGGGUGCAGCGGAAUAAUAUGACUCCUUCCAUUCAGAUCUCUAACCCUUGCAUCCUUUCUGUCGCAGAGUAUUAUCAAGAUCUGAACCUGGAUCUCUUUCUCUCCUUCUUUAGUGCUGAAACUCCUUCUUGUUGAAAGUCUUUCUUCACGAUCUUCCUCACUAUGAUUGAGGUAUCACUUGCUAUGUGUGGGCACUACUCUAAUCACUAAGUGGUUCAAAAUCUCAAGGAAGAAGAGAGAGAGAGAGAAGUGGCGGCUAGGGUUUCGAAAGAGAAGGCUCAGGUUUUUCUCUGAAUGAAAAGUGUAAUUUUCCUGAAGCCUUCACUAUCUAUUUAUAGCAUUCCACUAGGGUUAGGUUUGAAUUAUUUGGCACUAAAAUAAUGAAAAUAUCAGAUGAUAAAGCCUAUUAAAGUGGCAGGCCAUGGCUAUAUGGAUUUGGGCCUCACUUUUGCAAUUUUGCAAUUUUAUCAUUUCUGCAUCUCAUUUUCUCAAAAACGCCAAUCUUCAAAUUCAACCAUUUAAAUGCCAA
Cannabis sativa is the source of this 2819-nucleotide messenger RNA. RefSeq lists its product as uncharacterized. NCBI's taxonomy places the organism in Eukaryota, Viridiplantae, Streptophyta, Magnoliopsida, Rosales, Cannabaceae. The transcript has 4 exons. Bases 522 to 1340 code for a protein of 272 amino acids. The record is from RefSeq and is a predicted model, not a curated record.